AUGGGCUCCGACUCGGUGGGCUCACUGCUGGCCGACAUUGCCAACCUUCUCGUCGACGGCCUGCGCAUCCUGGGUCUCGCCGACAAGCGCCAUUGGGGGCCCGACGAGUACGAGCUGCAGAGGGCCAUGGAGCGCGUCCUCAACGAUGCCAAGACGGAUUUUCAGGAGCUCUCGCCCAUGCUCAAGAGCCAAUCCCACUACGAGCACGAUCGAACGUUUGCAUCGCUUGAAGAGCUCCGCGCGCUCAGCGCCAAAUUUUACUUGCACAUUCAAAACCUGCGAGAUUGGAGCCGAUGCGGCGGCCCCGUCGACGCCGUCUGGGUUCGCGACACCAAGUCGCUACAGCGGCAGCUGCACCGCGCGCAGUGCCGCGCCGCCCAGCGCGUCUUCAACACCGCCAAGGAGACGCCCCAGCGCUGCCUUGGCGCCUUUAUCCUGCACCGCAAGCAGCGCGCCUGGGUCGCGGCCCGACGCGCCGGCGGCGUCAGCGACUACGACUGCCAGCGCCGCCAGACGGACGAGGUUGGCGAGUGCCUCGCCGUCGGCGGCUUUGAGCGCUUUGGCGACCUCGACAUUGCCUUUAUCUGCGACUUUUGCGACGGCCACUUGCUCUGGGACGACGUGCAGCGCGUGCCCACUACGCGGACGGGCGUCGACGCGCUGCCUGAGACGGCGGUUUCUGUCUCGUCAUUGCCCACGACGGCGGCGGUAGCGGCGCCCGCGCUGCCGACCUCGACGCCCCUGCAGGACACGUACGGCGCGGCUCUGGGCGAGUGGCAGGCCACGGCCGUGACAAUGUCGAGUCAGCAGCCAAAGCAGGUCGUGUACCCGCCGAUUGCCAUUGCCAGCCACAUGGCGCCCGUCCCCGGCGACUGGCUCGCGCGCACCAUGUGCCCGCUGUGCGAGGACGCGGUCGAGCCGCAGGACAUUGACGACGAGGACGAGAUGUGGCAGCCCGAGAACCGCUUUGACGACUUGGCGGCGCUGCAGGAGCACUUGGAGUGGGAGCACGCCCCGUCGGCGCUGCCUUUGACGUUGCCUGUGUCGCUGCCCUCGACGGAUAAAUGCAACGUCAUGUAA
Molecule: messenger RNA, 1080 nt
Organism: Beauveria bassiana ARSEF 2860
Lineage: Eukaryota; Fungi; Ascomycota; Sordariomycetes; Hypocreales; Cordycipitaceae
Exons: 2
Coding region: 1-1080 (359 amino acids)
Source: RefSeq, a predicted model, not a curated record